This is a messenger RNA of Aureobasidium vineae, 705 nucleotides long. The record is from the annotation of a GenBank genome assembly. Lineage: Eukaryota; Fungi; Ascomycota; Dothideomycetes; Dothideales; Saccotheciaceae.
AUGGAUAUCCGCGUACUCCGAUCGAGCGACAUCCCCCAUGUCCAGCAGACCAACAUCACCAACCUGCCGGAAAACUACUUUUGCAAAUACUACAUGUACCAUGCCAUGAGCUGGCCGCAACUCAGCUAUGUCGCCGUCGAUGUGUAUCGCGNNCCCUCAAAAACACCCUACGACCCACCCAAGAUUGUCGGCUACGUUCUCGCAAAGAUGGAGGAGGAGCCCAGCGAUGGUAUCCCGCACGGUCACAUCACUUCGCUCAGUGUCAUGCGCACGCAUAGAAGACUAGGUCUUGCAGAGAAGCUGAUGAGACAGAGUCGUAUCUUCUCUCACGUACAGNAACGAGCAAUGGCAGAGACCUACGGCGCCAAGUACGUCUCAUUACACGUUCGUGUUUCCAACAAGGCCGCCCUCGCCCUCUACCGCGACACCCUAGGUUUUAAAGUCGACGGCACAGAGGCCAAAUACUACGCCGACGGUGAAGACGCUUACGGCAUGAAGAUGGUACUCGACCACCUGAAGCCCAAGCCCGGCGACUGGGACGACGAAGAUUUCAAAGAGGAAGAGACCAGUGGAGACGCCGACGAGGGCGACGCCGUGGGCUCGCUGGGGAAGAACAACGAGGAGCAAGAGCUGUUGAAGAAGGUCAAGGUCGGUCGUGGUCUCGGUGUCGGCGAACUGGUGGAGAAGAACGACUCUGCGGCAUGA